AUGCAGCAGCCAUUCCCCUCCGGUACGCUGCAUGUACCAAUAUUGAUGGCGUUAUGUGGACAGAAUCAUUGGCGGGAGUUUGGAUUUAGCCGGUUUCAUUCUUGCAUUGCAUUUCAGCUGGGAGCAGGUGGGAAGCGAGCGAUUGAAUUUAGCUACGACUGUAACAUUAUUUGCAUUGAACUGCCAAUCUACAUAGUAAUACUACACUUUAUGACGUUGUCUGCAUCACUACACUUUACACCUUUCUUCUACUACUAA
This is a messenger RNA of Bipolaris victoriae FI3, 258 nucleotides long. RefSeq lists its product as hypothetical. The record is from RefSeq and is a predicted model, not a curated record. The transcript has a single exon. Lineage: Eukaryota; Fungi; Ascomycota; Dothideomycetes; Pleosporales; Pleosporaceae. The coding region runs from base 1 to 258 and encodes 85 amino acids.